AUCUACAAAGAGAGAGAGAGAGAGAGAGAGAGAAAUAGUUUUCUGUUUCUCUAUAGUGGUUGUUAGCCAUGUGACCAUAUAUCCGUAAUUAUGUAUGAAAAUUCAAAGAAUUGAGGUUAAAAAAUCUAUUUAUAAGGAUAAUGUCGCAAAGUACAAUUUGCUUCGACACAGAGAUACGAAAAUUAAGGCCUGCGGAAUUAUAUAAACUGGGACAAAUAUUAAGUAUACAGGAUUCAUGGAAAAAGUUAAUGGCAAUUAUACCAAAGGAUAAUGGUUCUAAUCUGCCAAAAUUUAAUGUUGAACAUUUUAGUAUGAUUGAGCAAGCUGCACAGCAGGGAAAUGCAGCAGAAUUAUUUUUAUCAGAGUGGGGGACAAUUGGUAAAAGGAGACCAACAUUGGGUUAUUUAUUAAGCCUUUUAACAAAAGCUCAGUUAUUUAGAGCUGCAGAUUAUGUUGCUGGAGAACUACUAAAUGAGGAACUUCCAAAACGGCCACAAUACGGACCUGCAGCACCUGUAGAUAUCUCUAACGAAAUAAAGAGAUUAUUGGAAGAUAAGGAGGAACUUGAAAAUUUCAAUUUUAAUGAAUCUUUGGUAUUUGAAUUACCUACGCAAGUUGAUGACAAUGAAACAGUUAAUCCUAAUGUAAUGAAUGAUAGUUCUUUGGAAAGAAAUAUGCAGUCAACACAAUUGAUUUCUUCAAAAAGGAAACACAACAAAAAGCAAUUAGAAAAUAAUGAAGGAACAUUAAAUGCACAAAUGUCAGAUUUGAUAAAAUUUAGUAGUGAAGAAAACGUACAAGAAUGUAGAAAACAAGAACAAGUACUCAAGCAACAAGAAAUAUCAUCUGGUGAAUUGCCUGUUCUUUUAAAUCGGUUCGGACAAUCUGCAGAACAAACGAAAUUAUAUCAAGAAGUAUUAUCAAAAGAACUUCCUGUAUUUUUGAAUAAUACAAUUUCGUCAAAUGAAAUUUUAACCAAUUACGAAACAAAGGAUUCAUUACAUUUAUCCAGUAGAAAUAUUGAUGAAAACGAAAUAUCUUCUACCGAAUUACCGCAAUGUAUUGUUGAUCUUCGUUACUCUGAUAGUACAUACAGUCUCGAAAAUAACACGAAUGUAGCGCAAAAUGCAUUGAGCUCGAAAGAAUUACCAGUUACAGUACUAGAAUAUAAUGAAUAAUGCAGGAUUUAAUUAUUUUAGUAACUAUAUACGUAUUUUAUACUUUCUUCAUUUAUGAAACAUCUAACAUUCCAAAAUGAUGAGCAUUAUUUAUAAAUACAUAUUUUUAUAAAAUAUUUGUAAAGAGAAAAUUAAACUUUGAUUUAGGUAGAUUAAUUUUUCAUAAAAAGGCAUACCAUCCCGUUAUUCUUACAUUAUGCAUAUAUAUACAUAUGGUUUGUUUAAAAACUACAGUGUAUAAAUAAAUAUUAUAAGUUUAUUUUAUGAAAAAUAUACUUUCCUACUCUUAUAUAAAUAUUAUAUUAAAAAUCAAUAUUAUAGUUUUUACAAAUAUAUAUGUUAAGAGAAGUUGAAUUAUAAUAUACAUAUGUAUAUAUAUAGGAAUAGAUUUCUUUUUAUGAACUUUGUUUGUAUGAAGUCAAGUUUGAGAAAUAUGUAAGUAUGUGUGAGUUUCAGAUAAUGUUAUAAAACCUGAUACAUUUCUGGACUGUGGAAUCGAAAUUAAAUAAAUAAUAAUAAUAUUGUAUUAAAAAUCA
Messenger RNA from Bombus pascuorum, 1714 nucleotides. RefSeq names its product protein Tube (gene tub). The transcript has 4 exons. The record is from RefSeq and is a predicted model, not a curated record. Lineage: Eukaryota; Metazoa; Arthropoda; Insecta; Hymenoptera; Apidae. The coding region runs from base 141 to 1178 and encodes 345 amino acids.